Messenger RNA from Penicillium cataractarum, 1017 nucleotides. RefSeq names its product ubiquitin-specific protease OTU1. Gene Ontology annotation, biological process: endoplasmic reticulum unfolded protein response; protein deubiquitination. The record is from RefSeq and is a predicted model, not a curated record. The transcript has a single exon. Gene Ontology annotation, cellular component: cytosol; nucleus. Bases 1 to 1017 code for a protein of 338 amino acids. NCBI's taxonomy places the organism in Eukaryota, Fungi, Ascomycota, Eurotiomycetes, Eurotiales, Aspergillaceae. Gene Ontology annotation, molecular function: cysteine-type deubiquitinase activity.
AUGCGUUUGAGAGUGCGUGGGCCUUCGGGCCAGUCAACCGUCACGCUGGACGAUUCGGCCACCGUCCAGGACCUUCGGGAACAGAUCGCGGACAAGACAGGCCUCUCCUCCGGCUCCUUCGAUGUCAAAUAUGGAUAUCCAGAUCUCAAGCCUUUAGAUCUUGACCAUUUCCAAGCAACCCAACCACUAGCCGACAUAGGCAUCAAUCUAAACGGGGAGCAGCUUAUCGUCGCACAACGAGACUCUGCCGCGCCAACUAGCGAGACCACCACCAAGCCUUCUAGCUCUACCUCCCAAAAACCACCACAACUCCAACCACAGCCUUCGUCUUCCAUGUCGCAACAUCCAGAGAAAACCGCCGAUGAUCCACCGGAGAUCGCCUCCCCGGAACACGGCGGCACCUUCGUGCUGCGCGUUAUGCCUGACGACAACUCCUGUCUCUUCCGUGCGGUCGGAGCCGCGGUCAUGGGCGAUAUGGAUACGAUGGUCGAGCUACGGUCCAUCGUCGCAGGUGCCAUUCAGUCAAAUCCGACGGAAUACACAGCCGCUAUUUUAGGAAAGAAGCCGGACGAGUAUUGCCAGUGGAUCCAGAACGAGGAUUCAUGGGGCGGAGCCAUCGAACUCAAGAUUAUAAGCGAGUAUUUCAACAUUGAGAUCUGCUCCAUCGAUGUGCAAACCCUCCAUAUGUUCCAGUUCAAUGAAGGAGCCCCGACUCGCUGUAUAGUCGUGUAUUCGGGCAUUCAUUAUGACGUGCUCGCGCUCUGUCCUUCCGAUCCACCUCAUACACAUGCCAACCUGUUUGCGCCAAAUGAUACCAAGAUCUUUGAUGCGGCUGAUCCGGUUGUUGUGGAGAAGGCCAAAGAGAUGUGUCGUGUCUUGCAAAGUAAGCACUAUUAUACGGAUACGUCCGGGUUUUUGGUGCGCUGCAAUACUUGUGGGGGCACUUUCACUGGAGAGAAAGGGGCUACUAAACAUGCGGCGGAGACUGGCCACUACGAUUUUGGAGAAGCGGCUUAG